UAGACGCGUCUUGUGGAAAGACUUUGAUCAGUUGGUGUUAUUCUCUCAGUCUGUGUUAACAGUUUUAUAAUAACAGAAACAGUGAAAUAAUUCGAUCACUUGUGUAGUAUUUAAAAAAUUGUAAACUUAAAAUAAGUUAUAUUUUGAUUUAAAUAAGGUGUAUUUUAUUUUAUAAAAGAUCUGUAUUAAUAGUUAACUAUUAAAACUAAAUAAAAGUUAAACAUCUCUAGUGCUGCACAAGUUGCAGACGUAUCGGCCUAGGCCUAUAUUGAGAAUUAAUGGUGGACCAAAGUAUAACCCAGCAAACGUCCAAAUUGGGGCAGCCCAGGCCACCCCUCUCACUGAAGACCAAUCGGCUUGUUGAUGAUUACAUAAUAACAGAAAAGGUUCUGGGGCUUGGAAUUAAUGGAAAAGUUGUAGAAUGUUUCAGUAAAAAAACAAGAGAAAGAUAUGCCUUAAAAGUAUUAAAAGAUAGUCCUAAAUCUAGAAGAGAGAUGGAACUUCACUGGAGGGCUAGUGAUUGCUGCCACAUUGUCAAUAUAAUAGCAGUCUAUGAAAAUGUCUUCAGUGGUCAAAAAUGUCUUCUUGUUGUGAUGGAAUGCAUGGAAGGGGGAGAGCUGUUUUCUCGCAUUCAACAAAGGGCAGAAGGAGCUUUCACCGAAAGAGAAGCAGCAGAAAUCAUGAAAGAAAUCUGUGAAGCUAUUAUGCACCUCCACAGAAUGAACAUAGCUCACAGAGAUCUAAAGCCAGAGAACCUUUUAUACUCUUCUACUGAUCCAAAUGCAGUACUAAAACUAACAGACUUUGGUUUUGCUAAAGAAACAACAAACAUUAACUCCCUUCAGACGCCUUGUUACACUCCAUACUAUGUUGCUCCUGAGGUCCUUGGGCCAGAGAAGUAUGACAAGUCCUGUGAUAUGUGGUCUCUAGGUGUCAUUAUGUACAUACUGCUUUGUGGCUUCCCACCGUUUUAUAGUAACCAUGGAUUGGCCAUAUCUCCUGGGAUGAAAAAGAGGAUUCGUGCAGGACAGUAUGACUUUCCCAACCCUGAAUGGAAGUGUGUUACUCAAGAUGCCAAAGACCUUAUUCGUGGUCUGUUGAGAACUGAUCCUACUGAAAGAUUGACUAUUGAGGAAGUCUGUAGAAAUAAGUGGAUUGCUGUGAGUGGCACAUGUUUUAUGAAUUUUAAUCUCUUUAAAGUUAAAGUAUUGAUAAGAUUUGUUGGAAAUAUUUGUAGAAAAUGUAAUAAUUCCAUUACAUUAGACCAUAGAAUACUUUUUUGUUUUUAUUUUAUUGGUUUACAGGAUGAAAUGACACAAGCUUUGGCUACUAUGCGAGUCGACUAUGAUGCGAUCCAUCUGAAAAACUUGGAGAAGUCCAACAAUAAGUUACUGAACAAGCGUAAAGCUCAUAAAAAAUAAAUAGACCUCAGAAGAAUUUGGUCAACUAUCAGUUUCUUCCAGCUUAUGCAAGCCCUCACAACAUGUACACUUUGUUUAGUUUAAUCAUAGAUAACCUAGCCAAAAAUAUUUGGGUCAUUUAUGAAAAAAUUACAUAAAGAUGUGAGAAAUGAUAAGAUAUUCAAUAGAAAAUAAUAAUAAAUUUUUUUUUUCACUUUUACAAGUAUUUUUCCUGUUCAAGGAUUGUUGUCUUUGCCAUAGUUGUAGAUACCUUACAAUGUUAUAUAGUGUUUUAAUGCAUACAGAUUUUUAUUUUUCUUGACAUUAGUAAUUUCGAUGUCGGAAGAUCAACAUAGUAGUAGUAGCAGCAGUAGUAGUGUGGGAACUUUGGUUAUUAAAAAGUGCCUUAGUAGCCAACACUAGCAGGUUAGCCUUUUAGUUAAGUUGGUAGAGCACUCGCUUAUAGUACAAGCAGUCCCAGGUUCAUGUCCUGCUUACAGUAGAUACAAAAAAUUACAUAACAGGCAAGGGUUUUAAUAAGUUAGUUUAAAGGUUUACUCGCUGUCAAAUCCUAACAACGUACUUUUUAACAACCCAAAUUACAUAGUUCACGUCACUUGUGAAAAGUGUAUACUGUACACGAAUGUUUUCUAAUUUGUUUUUUCUUACAUAAGCAUUAGUUUAUAUAAGAAAGAACGUUUAAAAUACUGGCUGGAAUGAGAAAUAUAAAGUUUGAGGUAUAAGUGUGGCUUAUUGAGUUGUCAAAAAUGUUCCUGUUGAGUGAUGAUUACAGUAUUUGUUUCGAUCAGCCAAAGUAACAGAAUUGUUUUGAAUCAUGGAAGUGCUAAUGUUUUAUUGUUAUAUUCUUGCAUAUUAUAUUUAUUAUAUAUAUAUAUAUAUAUAUAAUUUUGUUUUAUUUUUCUACAAGAAUAGAAAGUAUACAAGAUAAUGACAAUUGAUAGUUGAGCAGCAACGUAAUAGUUUGCAUACCAGAUCUUGCUUAUUUAGCUCUAUGAUUGGAAAUAAAUGUGGUGUCACCUUAAGGUUCAGAGAUGUAAAUGUUGAGAGUUUAAAAUGUUUUUUUCCAUCCUGUUACAAUUUACUGAAAUGUCAAAGAUAACUCUAGAAUUGAUACUAGUUCUUUUUAGGCAUGUCUUGUUAAAAUUUGCUGACAUUCCAUGAUGAUGUAAACAAAAUUACAGAAGUAAAAAUCAAGAUACCAAGUUUAUUGGCUUUUUGCUAAAUGUGGGCUAACAUCAACCAUAUACAAAAGCACUGUGAGUUAAUAGUGUUAAUUUUUUUCUUUACAUAAAUGGUAAUGAUAACACUGAUCAGGUAUAUUUUUGUAAAUAUUCUGGUUUAAGGAAGAAGUUAAUAUCUUUAUAAAUGUUGCUACAUAAGGCUCUGUAUCAUUACAUGGGCUUUAGAUGUAGUAGAAGUGUAGUGUGGUUGAAAUAUUAUACACUUUUUUACUUUCACCCAGAAGAUCUUAUUAAUAAUGAGGAAUUAAGUAUGGUAUUUUCAUUACCCAGGCAACAAAUUAAGUAAGGUAUGACACUGUGAAGAAAUUACCAUUUUGUAUAAAUUUUAAAACAUUCAAGAAAUAUAAAAAGAUUGGCAGACAUUAAUUAUACCUAAUGUUUAUAAUUAACAUGUGAAUCACUGUUGACUAGUUGUGAAAAUUAUCUAUUUUCACAUCAGGCAGUAUUUUAAAACGUAAACCUGAUAAUUACAUAAUAAAUAAUAUCUUGCUUGUUCUACAGAGGCGACUAAGCAUUUUCAUUAAAACUGAAUGCUGUUCAAUUUAUAGAAAAUUAUUAUUGAGAAAAUAUAGUUUACUGAGUUUGUAAAAUCAAGAAUUAACAAAAUCAAUUCAGUUAAUAGUGAGUGUUUAAACAAAUUAUUAUUGAGCAGAUGGUUCUUUUUUUACUUUUUGUGCACAACUUCCUUUUAUACAGGUUCUGAAUUUUAACACAAAAUGAAGGUUUUAAUGUAAAAGAAGAUUCAAAUAUUUAAGACAUUUUGUUAAGUUAGCUUUUUUUUAUUUGGUUCUUUAUUUUCUGUGGAUCCCAGCCAAAUAUAAGUUUGUACCAAAUUCAGUGAUUAGUUAUUAAUAUUUAAUAGGGUUUGUGAUAGAAUAUGCUAGUUUUACAUAAAUAUAACGGCAUGUUAAUGACCCACUUUGCCAUGCUCCAGGACAUCAGAAAUUUUUUGUCCAUUUUUAUUCAUUAUUCUAUUUCUGUUUGUUGAGAAUUUUAUCCCGAAUGCCCUGAAUUUGCCAAGUAUUAUUCUCACAGUGCCCUGUAAAAACUACAUCAUGCUCCAGGAUGUACCAUACAAGAGUUUACGGGAUACCCCAAGAUGUAAUAGUUCUAUGGUGCAUGGCAUAAUGGGUCAAAUGUAAGUAUUCCCAGCAUGCCCCAGGACAUACCAUGUAAGAGUUUACAGAAUACCUCGGACAUGGCAUAAAUGGAUCAAAGGCAAGUUCUGAUGGAGUAUAGGGACAUUAUUCCCUAAUGUUCAGGUUGUUUGGGCUUCAAUUGCAUGUAUAUAACGUUUCUAUCUGCCUUUUAUUUCAGGAGUCGACUCCAGCAAUUGUUAUGUAUGAUCAGUCACUUAAAUCCAAAACUUGAAUAUGUAAAUACAUUAAUUAGUUUUGUCUUUAAAUAAAGGAAUCAAAGUAGUA
Messenger RNA from Limulus polyphemus (Atlantic horseshoe crab), 4086 nucleotides. Its product is annotated as MAP kinase-activated protein kinase 2-like. The transcript is spliced from 9 exons. Gene Ontology annotation, biological process: intracellular signal transduction; peptidyl-serine phosphorylation; protein autophosphorylation. Bases 279 to 1421 code for a protein of 380 amino acids. The record is from RefSeq and is a predicted model, not a curated record. Gene Ontology annotation, cellular component: cytoplasm; nucleus. Gene Ontology annotation, molecular function: ATP binding; calmodulin binding; calcium/calmodulin-dependent protein kinase activity. Lineage: Eukaryota; Metazoa; Arthropoda; Merostomata; Xiphosura; Limulidae.